Molecule: messenger RNA, 2205 nt
Organism: Anopheles nili
Lineage: Eukaryota; Metazoa; Arthropoda; Insecta; Diptera; Culicidae
Product: protein regulator of cytokinesis 1-like
Exons: 5
Coding region: 1-2205 (734 amino acids)
Biological process (GO): microtubule cytoskeleton organization; mitotic spindle midzone assembly
Cellular component (GO): mitotic spindle midzone; spindle; cytoplasm
Molecular function (GO): microtubule binding
Source: RefSeq, a predicted model, not a curated record
AUGGAAUCAUCGACCAUGGAUGACGAUCCAUUCCAAGUGGUGCAUCAACAACUACAAACAAUCUGCACGAACGGAUUUAACCGGAUGCGAGGUCUGUGGAGCGAAAUGUUUGAUGAUGAAACGUACAUUGACUACACUAAGCGGCUGCCGGAUCAUUUGGUGUCGUUUUUCGAAGAAGUUUACGAUGAAAGCUUUCAGCGAAAACAGCGUUUUAUAGAAGAGAUAGCCCAAUUGAAACAAGAGUCCAUGAAUUUACAGCGGGUGCUCGGUGAGUUGACGGAGUCCGCACCUAAUGACUUGGAGAGCAUGCCGUUGUUACAUCAACGCACGAUGCUUGACGAAAGCCUCGAACACAUGCGAUCGAAGCUCAAGCAACGCUAUGAAAUCAUCGACCAAUACCAGCUAGAGAUGGAAACGCUGUGUGAAGAGCUAUCCGAAGCACCUAGGGUGCUAAGCAAGGACCCUUUGCCUACAGAGCACGAGUUGGUAGACUUUCGGUCGUACUUAGACCACCUGGUAGUGGUAAAGAUGCAACGUUUGGACGAUAUCGCGUUGCUGCGACGCGAUACGAAAAAGCUCAUGGGUCAUCUCGAAAUAAUACCUCUUUCGGACGAGCAAUCACGUCUUCUGAACGCGCGUAAAUUUCCUCCGACUCAAGAGAAUUUGCUAGCAUUACGCCAGCUACACGAGGAAACCGAGAUUCAGUAUGAAAGCCUAAAAGAACACAUUGACGACACACGCCGCAAGCUUGAGCGUCUCUGGCAAUGCCUAGAAAUGGAUCCUGCUGUUGUGAAGAAGUUCCAAAAGCUGACUUCCUACUCGCAGACGACAUUCGAUAAGCUGUUCGCCGAACACGACCGAUGUGAGACUUUGCGGCGAGAGAAUAUGAAAGCAUUCGUUGAGCGUAUCCGUCUGGAGAUCGUCGAAUGGUGGGAGAAGUGUAUGAAAUCAGACGAGGAGCGUGCCCGCUUUAGCACGUUCAACUCGGACGUGUAUAACGAAGAUUUGUUCAAACUCCACGAACUGGAGCUCGAGAGUCUGCAACAGUUCUAUCGUGAAAACGAGGCUACUUUUCAAAUGGUAAAACAGCGGCAGGAGAUGUGGGACCGGAUGCUGGCACUCGAGAACAAAUCCAGCGAUCCAAACCGGUACAAUAACCGUGGGGGCAAGCUACUGGAGGAAGAGAAAGAACGUCGUCGAAUCAGCAGCCAGUUGCCCAAAAUUGAGGCGAAGCUGUUGGAAGCUUGCAAGGCUUACGAAGAGGAACAUGCGCGCAAGUUCACAAUAUAUGGCUCCAGCGUGGAGGAAACGAUCGAACAACAAUGGAAACAGCGUGAGGAAAGCAAACAUUUGAUUUCAAGCGCCCGCAAAAAGGCCAACGGGAUGUUGGGCAUAUCAUCUGUUGGGCGAACACCGGUUCGUAACUGCGGUGAGUCGAUGAUCAAGUCGUCUUCGAUAAUGGGCAGCAAUCGGUCCCGCUUAGCAACCGGUGGGUCGACGUUAAAAACCAUGACUCCGAUGGCAGUGAGUGCUUCCGCCUCUAAAACAGGCUCAUGGCUUAAACGCAAGAUUGCCACACCGACUAGCGCGAUCCAUGCGAAGCGUUCCCUUUUGCGUGAGCUCAACAGUCCGGCGGCUGGUAUGAAUCGGACCGGUGCGAAGCUCCCUUCCGGGAAGAUACCGGCCUUAAAAGUUUACGACAGCAAAGCGAAUGGAUCGAUUGCACAGAAACGACGCUCACGACGGAAAUCACAAGGUAAACGGCGCAGCGUUUCGAUGGUAAAGGUACCAUCGGUGAUUGUCAGCUCGGCAGAGGGAACCAUACUACAGGAAUCGGUUUGUUACGAAAAGAUCGAGAACUUCUUUGAAAACAAUGUUCCCAAUCGAUCGUCGGUGGUGCCGGAAAAGCAGCAGCUGCAUAAGCUUCCCCGUCGUGCGACGCGUUUGAGACACCAUCAGAAGGAGUUAGCGAUGCCGUCGGAGGGCAGCAGCUUCACCGAAGGGGAAGAAAACAUAGUACCACCACAUGAACUGGCCGCGCCAGCACCUGUGCCAAUGAGCUUUUCGCAUUCUCCAGCCGCCUCCUCGACGAUGCUUCGAUCACCCGGUAUCGGAGCCAUCCAUUCGACUUCCAUUGCUUCCACUACUAGGGGCGGUUCAAGGCGGCUGAAGCCGACCGUUAAAAACUGUCCAAUAAUUUUCUAA